UUUUUUCUCCUUAAUAAUUAUUGGGUCACUACUUCGCUACCAAAUUCCAACCAUGUCCUUCUUCUUUUGCUGCAAACAUCUCAUUUUCAUUUCCUUUAUCUUUUCUCUUUUGAUAAACAACCAAUUAAUUGAAGCUCAACUAAUGGAAAUAGACCCUAAUCUUGACCAAUCCCUUCUCCCCUUCGGCUCAAUCGCUAAUAGCGGGGGUGGUUUCAUCAAAAGCUGCGGAAUUCCACGUGGCAAUCGCCCCACUUUCACCGUGCUCAAUAACUGCCCCUACACAGUUUGGGCCGCCGCUGUCCCAGGCGGUGGCCGACGCCUCGACAACGGCGACGUUUGGACCUUGAAACUGCGUAACUUCGACAGCUCAGGGCGCGUUUGGGGGAGAACCAAUUGUAAUUUCGACAACUCAGGGCGUGGAAAAUGUCAGACCGGUGAUUGCGGCGGCGUUCUCAACUGCCAAGGCUCCGGCGCACCACCCGUAACUUUGGCUGAAUUUGCACUCAGUCAAUUUAACAAUAUGGAUUUCUUGGACAUCUCUCUUGUCGAUGGGUUUAAUAUUCCGACCAAAUUCAGUCCGAAGACGUCUUAUGGAUGCAGCAGGGGCGCCAGUUGUACCGCCGAUAUCAACCAGCAGUGUCCUAAGGAGCUGAGAGCGCCCGGCGGCUGUAACAAUCCCUGCACGGUGUUCAAAACCAAUGCGUAUUGUUGCUUUGAUUCAACAACCACUUGUGGGGCUACGAACUAUUCAAGAUUUUUCAAAAGUUUAUGUCCAGAUGCUUAUAGCUACCCAUUGGAUGAUCCUAGCACGUUGACCUGCCCUGGUGGAACUAGCUACGACAUCGUAUUUUGCCCUUCUUAAAUCACCUUUUAAUUCAUAUUCUACUCAUGUUGUUGGUUGAGUUUUUAAAGAGAUGUAGCCUAAUCAAAUAAAAUUGUUUUCAAAGUAUCUACCAAUUCAGCAUUUACAAUUGUCAAUUUCGCAAGCAAAUUAUUAUUACCAA
Molecule: messenger RNA, 1004 nt
Organism: Benincasa hispida (wax gourd)
Lineage: Eukaryota; Viridiplantae; Streptophyta; Magnoliopsida; Cucurbitales; Cucurbitaceae
Source: RefSeq, a predicted model, not a curated record